CGGUUACCUGACACAUAUUACAAUAUGAAUAGCUUAACCAGCGGUUCCUGGCGGCGGCACCAGUGUAUUCCGGCGAGGGAGAGUCCUAAGGAUGUGUCUCAGUCGUCUAUCUCAUAUGAAAGAAGUUCCACUGGCAGCAGCAGAGUGAAGUCAUGGCGUCGUGAAAUGCACUUUAAGAGAUGGGAAUGUGGAGUCGAGAGCCAAAAAUUCAGGCUUUCCGGCAAAAAACGGAUCAGAUAGCUAUUUAUGAGCAUUUAGUUCAUAAAAUAAACAGAAACAUAUAUUUUUCCACUGAAGUUGCCGAGGAGGAAAAACCUAAAUCCCUAGAUAUAGGAGGCACAAUCCUAGGAAGUAGUAGAAGAAUAUUAAGAAGGAGCUAUAACUGGUGGAGUUGAUGGAACGUCUAACUUUCUGCCUUAAGAACAAUUUUUUUCACAAGAAGAGUUCGACAGCAAGCCCGAGGAAUUACUUGCUGAUGCCGACGUUUAUAUCGAAU
Messenger RNA from Acanthoscelides obtectus, 496 nucleotides. NCBI's taxonomy places the organism in Eukaryota, Metazoa, Arthropoda, Insecta, Coleoptera, Chrysomelidae. The record is from the annotation of a GenBank genome assembly.